CACCGAUGAUAAGUCCAAGGCAGAGAAGCUUUACAUGAGAAACAAAUAUUUAAAAAAGAACAAAAUGCUAACUGACACUACUCAAAGUCAAAUGGUAGUCCUUAUCAAGUUGUCCACCAUUUUCUUCUUUGAACUUUCAUCCCAAGGUAGCUGCAACCACUGAUCAUGGACUGGUUCAUUUUCCUAUUCAUCUUCUUCUUCCUCUUAAUUUCCAUCCAUGGACUCCUUCACCUGCGUAAUCACUUAAUUAACCCAAGCAGCAAAAAAUUCCCACCAGGCCCAACAGGUCUCCCCAUCCUGGGCAACCUCGUCCAACUUGGUGACAGACCCCACGAGUCCCUAACCCAACUAGCCACCAUCCACGGCCCUCUCAUGACCGUCCGUCUAGGCUUUGUCACCACCAUCGUCGCCUCUUCCGUGAACACUGUGAAAGAAAUCCUACAAACCCAUGAUCAAGCCUUCAUGGGUCGAUCUAUACCCGAUGCAGCAACUGCAGAAACCGGCCAUGAAUUCUCCAUCACUUGGCUUUCUGGUGGACCUCGUUGGAGGAAUCUCAGAAAGCUUUGUAAUACUCAGAUCUUCACCACACAGAGACUCGAUUCGAAUUCGAUGCACACGUUGAGGCUGCAGAUAAUGGAAGAUAUGGUUAAGAGUGUGGUGGAGGAGAUCGAAGGAGGAGGAGGAGGAGGAGGAGGAGAGGCUUCAGUCAACGUUGGGAGGAUAGUUUUUGGUACAAGCUUGAAUUUGUUGUCUAACACUUUCUUCUCUUUUGAUAUGAUUGAUGAUCAGAAAUCAAAGAGCGUGGAUGAGAUUAAGGAGAUUAUAUGGAGGAUUAUGGAUCUUGCAGGAAAACCCAAUGUUGCAGACUAUUUUCCUAUGCUUAGGCCAUUUGACCCACAAGGUAUAAGGAGGGAAAUUAAGGUUUGUUACGAUAGGCUCCAUUCUUUGCUUGAGGAUGUCAUCCAUGGUCGACUGCGACAUAGAGCUUCUGGGUCAGUCAGCUCGGGUGAUUUCCUCGAUGUUCUUCUUGAUUAUAGCCAUGAACAUGGCGAUGACUUCAGUCUCUCGGACAUCAAGCUUUUGCUCUCGGCUCUGUUCAUUGGAGGAACAGAUACAACAACGACAACGUUGGAGUGGGCAAUGGCAGAGCUGCUUCACAACCCGACCGCACUAUCAGUAGCAGAACGCGAGCUCUCUGAAACAAUCGGUGGAGGCCGAAGCAUCAAAGAAUCAGACCUCCGUAGCCUCCCAUAUAUGAAAGCAGCACUAAAAGAGUCCAUGCGCCUACAUCCUACAGUGCCAUUUCUCUUACCCCACCGAGCAUUGAUGGACGUAGAUCUCUACGACUUCCACAUACCAAAGCACACGCAAUUGCUCAUAAAUGCAUAUGCCAUUGCAAGAGACCCUGCGUAUUGGGUCAACCCGAACCGUUUCUUACCCGAGAGGUUCUUAGGAUCCGAAAUAGAUUUUAGAGGGAAUGACUUGUGUUUCAUUCCCUUUGGAGCGGGGCGGCGGAUGUGCCCAGGACUACCACUUGCAGAGAGGAUGAUGGAGAUGAUGUUAGCCACGCUCCUUAAUCGUUUCCACUGGAAGCUUCCUAGAGGGAUGACACCAGAGGAGAUGGACAUGAAGGAUAGGUUGGGAAUUUCGCUCCAUAAGGCCACACCAUUGAUUGCAGUCCCAGUUGUCAAUGUCGAUGGUGAACGAGAUAAGAAUUAGUUGGAUAAUGGAUAGGAGCAUCCCUAUUUUUGCCAUGUAUUGCAUUUUUCUUCUUCUCCUUUUUUUUUUUUUUUUUUUUGGCCAAUCAGAUCACAUGUUGGAGCAUCUUCAGCAAUCAGUUCACAUAAGGAUUGGAGCAGCAUGGUCAUUUCGUGUCUGCUACGUCUAGGGUUUCUUGUACUAGAUUGGCAGGGUGGUUUCUCCCAAAAAAAUGAAAAACAUCUUGACUUUUUGCCACA
Messenger RNA from Macadamia integrifolia, 1958 nucleotides. RefSeq names its product geraniol 8-hydroxylase-like. Lineage: Eukaryota; Viridiplantae; Streptophyta; Magnoliopsida; Proteales; Proteaceae. Gene Ontology annotation, molecular function: monooxygenase activity; iron ion binding; heme binding. Bases 166 to 1719 code for a protein of 517 amino acids. The transcript is spliced from 2 exons. The record is from RefSeq and is a predicted model, not a curated record.